Molecule: messenger RNA, 1321 nt
Organism: Eurytemora carolleeae
Lineage: Eukaryota; Metazoa; Arthropoda; Copepoda; Calanoida; Temoridae
Exons: 4
Coding region: 89-751 (220 amino acids)
Source: RefSeq, a predicted model, not a curated record
UAUAUAAUAAUUUCACUUAACUGACAUAUUAUCAGUACUUUAAUACCUACGGUGAUAUCAGGCCGGAUACAUCCAACCCAUCCUUACAAUGCUGUUCUACACUGCCGUCUUCCUGACGUUACUGGGGUGCGGGGCUCAAGCUUACAGCGUGGAUUUAGAUACAGAAUUAUCUGAACUUGAAGCUGAUCCUAGAUUAUUCUUUGUUAACUUUACUUCAAGUCUGAUCCAAGUUAACACAACUAUCCUGGCAUACGGAUUGAUUGCUCUGGCCAUAGCUGCAGGAGUUGCCAUUGCUCUGUAUUAUCUGUAUGUUGAAUCCACCAGUAACAGUAGCUCUGGGUAUGGUUAUGGGCAGGGAUAUGGACAAAACUACGGGUACCAGCAGUAUGCAAGGUCUGCUAGCGAUGGUUAUGAUUUCAACGGAUUGAACGUGCUACAGUGGAUCUCUAUGCUCCAGGAGGUGUAUGAGAAGUUCGACUACAACGACCUGGAGUGCCAGAAGAAGCUGAUCUGCGAAGUCAUGCAGGAGAAGGAACAAUUUGGAGCUGUUGCAAGAAACAUGAAGACCGGAUUCGAGUUCGCCAAGUACCUCGAGGUCCUCAACAUGCCCGAUGACUUCAGGGAGAUCCUCGACGAGUACAUGGACGCCAGCGAGAGAUCCACUGGACAGAAGGAGUGCACUGAGGUGUUUGAGUGCCCCUACUCCAUCAAGGACUCAAUUAAGAGAAACUUCUCCGGAAACUCUCUGUAAACUUAAACCUUGAAACCCGCCGACACAAGAUUUUCAUACUGAGUACAAAUGAGGACAAAUAUAAAUAUAUAUAGACUGAGCGGGGACAGAUUCUUGUAAUGUAAGUACGAUGUACUACCCGGAUACUCCCCCGCCCCAUUAAACCUGGACUAAACAAACCCUGCGUAUAAACAUCAGACCUAGAGACCGAACCAGACUCCAAGACUCCGAUAUCGGCCUGAAACCUGAACCAUGAAACAGCUUAUCGAACUAAACUUGGCUUGCAUCGGUUCUGUAGCAACUAAUAUUAUCAUGACCUGAAGAUGAAGGAUAAAUGAACCUAUUUAUCCGUGUAAACUUAUUAUUUAGUUAUUUAUUGUUAACUGGGAUGUGGUCCCACGGUUUAGUUGUAAGGUUUAGUAAAAAUUGUUACCUAUGAGCUAGUUUAUAUAUCUACCCAACCCUGUGGAAACCCUUGAUUUCUCAUUUUUAGAUUCCUCUCUACACAUACUUUUAGCAAGCAAGGGAAUCUGAAUCUUAGACAAGAGUUUCAACUAAUAUUGUGUUUAAUAAAAUAUAAAACACCAAAAC